This is a messenger RNA of Pelobates cultripes (western spadefoot toad), 39317 nucleotides long. NCBI's taxonomy places the organism in Eukaryota, Metazoa, Chordata, Amphibia, Anura, Pelobatidae. The record is from the annotation of a GenBank genome assembly.
AUGUGGCGUUUUGCAGUAGCAAUUUACUGUGGUAUGAGCUCUCUGGUAAGUGUGAUGAAAUCUGGGGAUACAGGGGUACAGUGUGAGUGGUGUGGCAGCAGAUCCCCUCAGUUUUACCUUGUAGGACAAGUCCAGUUUUUCCUGGUAAGUCCAGUGUGAGGAGAACCAGAACAUUCUCAUCCCGUGCUUGGUUACCUUCUAUAACAAUAUGAUAAAUAAUAUUAUAAUUGGUAAGAAUACAAAGAAUGAUUUCAUAUCUCACUCCCUAAGUGAUAGGACGCUUUCUAUAUAAUGCCGCCUUGUAGCUGGACCAUAAAGAAUUAUUAAACUCUUAAUCCCAUUUACUAUUCUCUUAAAUAAAUCCAAACACUUUAACGAGAGCUCAGUUUCUGUAUUCAUUUCUCUUUAUUACACAUUGCCUAAAGCUGUGUGAGAAUUUAAAUAUUUUAUAUUUUUAAUGGGCAUUAUCACAUUAAAUAGCUAGUUUCUCUGACUGGCUCAUAGUGACAGACGUGUCCGGCCCUUGCCGAGUAUCACAUUAAAUCUCUAGUUUCCCUGACUAGCUCACAGUGACAGACGUGUCCGGCCCUUGCCGAGUAUCACAUUAAAUCUCUAGUUUCUCUGACUGGCUCACAGUGACAGACGUGUCCGGCCCCUGCUGAGUAUCACAUUAAAUCUCUAGUUUCUCUGACUGGCUCACAGUGACAGACGUGUCCGGCCCCUGCUGAGUAUCACAUUAAAUCUCUAGUUUCUCUGACUGGCUCACAGUGACAGACGUGUCCGGCCCCUGCUGAGUAUCACAUUAAAUCUCUAGUUUCUCUGACUGGCUCACAGUGACAGACGUGUCCGGCCCCUGCUGAGUAUCAAAUUAAAUCUCUAGUUUCUCUGACUGGCUCACAGUGACAGACGUGUCCGGCCCCUGCUGAGUAUCACAUUAAAUCUCUAGUUUCUCUGACUGGCUCACAGUGACAGACGUGUCCGGCCCCUGCCGAGUAUCACAUUAAAUCUCUAGUUUCUCUGACUAGCUCACAGUGACAGACGUGUCCGGCCCUUGCCGAGUAUCACAUUAAAUCUCUAGUUUCUCUGACUGGCUCACAGUGACAGACGUGUCCGGCCCCUGCUGAGUAUCACAUUAAAUCUCUAGUUUCUCUGACUGGCUCACAGUGACAGACGUGUCCGGCCCUUGCCGAGUAUCACAUUAAAUCUCUAGUUUCCCUGACUAGCUCACAGUGACAGACGUGUCCGGCCCCUGCAGAUUAUCACAUUAAAUCUCUAGUUUCUCUGACUGGCUCACAGUGACAGACGUGUCCGGCCCCUGCUGAGUAUCAAAUUAAAUCUCUAGUUUCUCUGACUGGCUCACAGUGACAGACGUGUCCGGCCCCUGCUGAGUAUCACAUUAAAUCUCUAGUUUCUCUGACUGGCUCACAGUGACAGACGUGUCCGGCCCCUACAGAUUAUCACAUUAAAUCUCUAGUUUCUCUGACUGGCUCACAGUGACAGACGUGUCCGGCCCUUGCUGAGUAUCACAUUAAAUCUCUAGUUUCUCUGACUGGCUCACAGUGACAGACGGCCCGGCCCCUGCAGUAUCACAUUAAAUCUCUAGUUUCUCUGACUGGCUCACAGUGACAGACGUGUCCGGCCCCUGCUGAGUAUCACAUUAAAUCUCUAGUUUCUCUGACUGGCUCACAGUGACAGACGUGUCCGGCCCCUGCUGAGUAUCACAUUAAAUCUCUAGUUUCUCUGACUGGCUCACAGUGACAGACGUGUCCGGCCCCUGCUGAGUAUCAAAUUAAAUCUCUAGUUUCUCUGACUGGCUCACAGUGACAGACGUGUCCGGCCCCUGCUGAGUAUCACAUUAAAUCUCUAGUUUCUCUGACUGGCUCACAGUGACAGACGUGUCCGGCCCCUGCCGAGUAUCACAUUAAAUCUCUAGUUUCCCUGACUAGCUCACAGUGACAGACGUGUCCGGCCCUUGCCGAGUAUCACAUUAAAUCUCUAGUUUCUCUGACUGGCUCACAGUGACAGACGUGUCCGGCCCCUGCUGAGUAUCACAUUAAAUCUCUAGUUUCUCUGACUGGCUCACAGUGACAGACGUGUCCGGCCCUUGCCGAGUAUCACAUUAAAUCUCUAGUUUCCCUGACUAGCUCACAGUGACAGACGUGUCCGGCCCCUGCAGAUUAUCACAUUAAAUCUCUAGUUUCUCUGACUGGCUCACAGUGACAGAUGUUUCUCUCCAGGUUGGAGCCAAUCAGCUUCUCUGUGACAUGCUGAAUGUUGUGCGUCAGCAGGAGGAACUAUGCAGCGAGGAGCUCAGCGCGGAGCGGAACAAUAAAUCUGGCAGUCACUGGGAACAGGAAGGUAAGUGAUGGGUUGCCUGAGCGGGCACUCAGUCCACACUAUGUUUAACAUAGAUCUCCCCGUUAAAUAUUUCUGGUGAACUGAUUCUGUGGCUCCGCGCAGGCGACCAUAUCCUCCAAUCCUGCGGCAGCCAAUAGGAAGCUACGCUGCUACUCUGAAAUAGUAUGGAAUACUAUAACUAUAGAAUAGUAUAUCAUGUGAUAACUAAUAUAGUAUAUCAUGUGAUAACUAAUAUAGUAUAUCAUAUAAUAAAUAAUAUAGUAUAUCAUAUAUUAAAUAAUAUACUUAUCAUGUGAUAAAUAAUAUAGGGUAUCUUAUAAUAAAUAUAGUAUAUCAUGUGAUAACUAAUAUAGUAUGUCAUAUAAUAAAUUAUAUAGUGUAUCAUAUAUUAAAUAAUAUAAUAUAGUGUAUCAUAUAAUAAAUAAUAUAGUAUAUCAUGUGAUAAAUAAUAUAGGGUGUCAUAUAAUAAAUAAUAUAGUAUAUCAUGUGAUAAAUAAUAUAGUAUAUCAUGUGAUAAAUAAUAUAGGGUGUCAUAUAAUAAAUAAUAUAGUAUAUCAUGUGAUAAUAUAGUAUAUCAUGUGAUAAAUAAUAUUGUAUAAUAUAGUGUAUCAUAUAAUAAAAAUAUAGUAUAUAAUUUGUGUGUAAGGAGUCUGUCUGUAAGGAGUCUGUUUAGAUUGGGGUCUGCCUAUAAGGGGUCUGUCUGUAAGGAGUCAGUUUAGAUGGGGCUCUGUCUGUAAGGGGUCUGUUUAGAUGGGGGUCUGUCUAUAAGGGGUCUGUCUGGAAGGGGUCUGUUUAGAUGGGGCUCUGUCUGUAAGGGGUCUGUUUAGAUGGGGGUCUGUCUAUAAGGGGUCUGUUUAGAUGGGGGUCUGCCUAUAAGGGGUCUGUCUGUAAGGAGUCAGUUUAGAUGGGGCUCUGUCUGUAAGGGGUCUGUUUAGAUGGGGGUCUGUCUAUAAGGGGUCUGUCUGGAAGGGGUCUGUUUAGAUGGGGCUCUGUCUGUAAGGGGUCUGUUUAGAUGGGGGUCUGUCUAUAAGGGGUCUGUUUAGAUGGGGGUCUGCCUAUAAGGGGUCUGUCUGUAAGGAGUCAGUUUAGAUGGGGCUCUGUCUGUAAGGGGUCUGUUUAGAUGGGGGUCUGUCUAUAAGGGGUCUGUUUAGAUGGGGGUUUCUCUAUAAGGAGUUUGUCUAAAGGGGUCUGUUUGUAGGAGGUAUGUCUAUAACGAGUUUGUUUAGAUGGGGGUCUGUCUAUAAAGGGUUUGUUUAGAUGGGGGUCUGUCUGUAAGGGGUCUGUUUAGAUGGGGGGUCUGUCUAUAAGGGGUCUGUUUAGACGGGGGUCUGUCUGUAAAGAGUUUGUUUAGAUGGGGGUCUGUCUGUAAGGGGUCUGUCUAUAAGGGGUCUGUAAGGGGUCUGUUUAGAUGGGGGUCUGUCUAAAGGGUCUGUUUAGAUGGGGGUCUGUCUGUAAGGGGUCUGUUUAAAUGGGGGUCUGUCUAUAAGGGGUCUGUCUGUAAGGGGUCUGUUUAGAUGGGGGUCUGUCUAUAAAGGGUCUGUUUAGAUGGGGGUCUGUCUAUAAGGGGUCUGUCUGUAAGGGGUCUGUUUAGAUGGGGGUCUGUCUAUAAGGGGUCUGUCUAUAAGGGGUCUGUCUAUAAGGGGUCUGUCUGUAAGGGGUCUGUCUAUAAAGGGUCUGUUUAGAUGGGGGUCUGUCUGUAAGGGGUCUGUUUAGAUGGGGGUCUGUCUAUAAGGGGUCUGUCUGUAAGGGGUCUGUUUAGAUGGGGGUCUGUUUAGAUUGGGGUCUGUCUAUAAGGGGUCUGUUUAGAUGGGGUCUGUCUGUAAAGGGUCUGUUUAGAUUGGGUCUGUUUAGAUGGGGGUCUGUCUAUAAGGGGUCUGUCUGUAAGGGGUCUGUUUAGAUUGGGUCUGUUUAGAUUGGGGUCUGUCUAUAAGGGGUCUGUUUAGAUGGGGGUCUGUCUGUAAAGGGUUUGUUUAGAUUGUGGUCUGUCUGUAAGGGGUCUGUAUAGAUAGUAACCAAAGAUAGUGUUACCCUCCCGUUGGUUGGGGUAGUUUUUCACAGAUUGUUAUUAUUUGCGUUUAUUGUAGGCUGUGCUGGAAUGUGGGAUAAUCUGAGCUGCUGGCCGUCUGCUCCCCUCGGAGACACCAUCACCAAGCCAUGUCCACAAAUCCUGCAAGCUAUUACCGGAAUAACAGGUACUGGCGCAAUACAGAGGCAGAGAGAGACACAAUACAGAGAGAGAUACAAUACAGAGAGAGACACACACAAUACAGAGAGACACACACAAUACAGAGAGAGAUACACAAUACAGAGAGAGAUACACAAUACAGAGAGAGACACAAUACAGAGAGAGAUACAAUACAGAGAGAGACACACAAUACAGAGAGACACACACAAUACAGAGAGACACAAUACAGAGAGAGACACACAAUACAGAGAGAGAGACACAAAAUACAGAAAGAGACACACAAUACCUGCGGUGGUUAUAGCUCCCUGCGGUGGUUAUAGCUCUCUGCGGUGGUUAUAGUUCCUUGCAGUGGUAAUAGCUCUCUGCGGUGGCUAUAGCUCUGUGCGGUGGUUAUAGUUUCUUGCAGUGGUUAUAGUUCCCUGCAGUGGUAAUAGCUCUCUGCGGUGGUUAUAGUUCCCUGCAGUGGUAAUAGCUCUCUGCGGUGGUUAUAGCUCCCUGCGGUGGUUAUAGUUCCCUGCGGUGGUUAUAGUUCCCUGCGGUGGUUAGAGCUCCCUGCGGUGGUUAUAGUUCCCUGCGGUGGUUAUAGUUCCUUGCAGUGGUUAUAGUUCCCUGCCGUGGUAAUAGCUCUCUACGGUGUUUAUAGCUCUGUGCGGUGUUUAUAGUUCCUUGCAGAGGUUAUAGUUCCCUGCAGUGGUAAUAGCUCUCUGCGGUGAUUAUAGUUCCCUGUGGUGGUUAUAGUUCCCUGCCGUGGUAAUAGCUCUCUGCGGUGUUUAUAGCUCUGUGCGGUGGUUAUAGUUCCUUGCAGUGGUUAUAGUUCCCUGCAGUGGUAAUAGCUCUCUGCGGUGGUUAUAGUUCCCUGCGGUGGUUAUAGCUCCCUGCGGUGGUUAUAGAUCCCUGCGGUGGUUAUAUCUCUCUGCGGUGGUUAUAGCUCCCUACAGUGGUUAGAGCUCCCUGCGGUGGUUAGAGCUCCCUGCGGUGGUUAUAGUUCCCUGUGGUGGUUAUAGCUCCCUGUGGUGGUUAUAGAUCCCUGCGGUGGUUAUAGCUCCCUGCCGUGGUUAUAGAUCCCUGCCGUGGUUAUAUGUCCCCCAAAAACGCCUUUACAUGGACCUUGUAUGUCCCUAGAUUGCACCGAGUGCCCUUACUGUUCAAUCAGUGUCCUAAUUAUAGCUUCCACACUAGAGCAUGUUAAAGAUGUACUUGGUCGCAGCAAUUCUCCAAUCCAGCACAGAGUUCCAGGCAUGCGGCUGGUUAGUCUCAUAAAAUGGGGUUCCUGACGCUCGGAAGAGAGCAUCAACCCCCCACACGUUGUAUAUCCCUGCAUAGCUCGUCACCAAGCAUCCUUACUAACAAAAUAGUGUCCUGAUCGGUUUCAGGGUAUCUCUGGUCAGGCGUUCGAUGUGCAGGAUGGGUCCAAACAAUCCCCAGCAUUCCCCAUUUCCAGCUGUCAGGCAGAAGACGCAUCCAGGAGUCUCCAUAACCCCUUCCCAUCGUGACAAUAGCCCUUUUUUUUCGUUCAUGUUGGAGAGGGGUUUUGUGACAACAUUAAGCUGUAAUAACACAAUGAGAUGUAAUAAUACACUGAGCUGCAAUAAUACAAUAAACUGUAAUAACACAAUGAGCUGUAAUAAUACAAUAAGCUGUAAUAAUAAACUGAGUUGUAAUAAUACAAUAAGCUGUAAUAACACAAUGGGCUGUGAUAAUACAAUAAGCUGUGAUAAUACAAUAAGCUGUAAUAACACAAUGAGCUGUGAUAAUACAAUAAGCUGUGAUAAUACAAUAAGCUGUAAAAACACAAUGCGCUGUAGUAACACAAUGAGCUGUACUAACACAAUAAGCUGUAAUACCACAAUGAGCUGUAAUAAUACAAUAGGCUGUAAUCACACAAAGAGCUGUAAUAAUAGUGUAAUAACGCAAUGAGCUGUAAUACCACAAUAAGCUGUAAUAGUACAAUAAGCUGUGAUAAUACAAUGAGCUGUACUAACACAAUGAGCUGUAAUAAUAUAAUAAGCUGUGAUAAUACAAUUAGCUGUAAUAAUACAAUAAGCUGUGAUAAUGCAAUGAGCUGUAAUGACACAAUAAGCUGUGAUAAUACAAUGAGCUGUGAUAACACAAUGAGCUGUAAUAACACAAUGAGCUGUACUAACACAAUGAGCUGUGAUAAUACAAUGAGCUGUAAUAACACAAUGAGCUGUGAUAAUACAAUGAGCUGUGAUAAUACAAUAAGCUGUAAUAACACACUUAGCUGUAAUUCGUAUGUUGCAUAGAUAAAAUGUAUCACAAUCCGUGUAGCCCAUUCGAGUAGUGGGAAUUGUAUUAUUGCAAUGUAUCCCCUUUAUUGACUAAUUAUAGUCGUUCACUAAUUGGGGUUAGGCCCAUGAUUCCUAGAAGGGAGGGCACUGCCAGUCAAUUCCAAUAUUUCCCCUGUAACUGGCAUAGAAUGUGAUGGUUGUUCUAUAAAAUCGCCCCCCCCUGUACACAGUGCACCUUCUGUCACUGCUUAGGGUCAGUCCACAGGAACUGCACAGAGACAGGAUGGACAGGAAUCUUUCCCCCUGUACACGUGGCCUGCGGAUACGAUGUCAACGACACAGUGGUCGAGGAUGUGGUAAGCGAGUUUCCAUAUUUACCCUAGGGCGCGCUAAAUGAUAUUUUUCAGGGUAAGAUUGUGGAUUUGUGUUAUAUGUUAACAUGUCCAGUGUGUGUAGAGCACAAUGUGGGAGCUUUGGCAAAAUGGCAAAUGCUGACAAUUUUUUUAUUUGUAGCUUUUUUUAUGCCCUAAUUUUCAUUAGAUCAACAGAGGGGAGAUAAUGACUGGUGACUGAGAACAAUUAAUAUGGCGAAACUAAAGAGCGAUAAAAAUCCCAGACUGGAAAAUGUUUAUGACUUAACUUGUUUUUUCUGCUCAGUGAUUUGUUGUUUUUUUUAUUGAUGCUGGUGAAUAAAACCGUCAUUUGUGCUGCGCAUGUAUAAAAUAAUUACAGAAGACAGAGUGUCACAGAUAUGGUCGAUAAAUGGCGCAGACGAUGGAAUAGUUAUGGUGGAGUGAUGGUUUUACACGACUUGCGGGAUUUCCAUACUCUGUGCUCACCAGUAGGGGACAGGGUGUCCUAUGGUCAGAUGGCUUGUGUCAGAUUUGAGGUCUGGGUAGAAUGGGGAGCAGUCAGUAACAAUGGGAGGAGCUAUAUUGCAUAUUUUCUAUCUGAAUAUUAAAACACUGCGCAAUAGGCAUGGUAAUAAACUGUAAACACCUCCAGGCAAAUUUGGCAAUACUCAAAGUCACAGGCUGGCUUGUAUUCAUAUUUGAAGCUUAUAUUAAUGUUCAUGCAGCGUAUAAAGCACAGGGGAGGAUAAAACAGGAUUAAAGGCAUAUCCUGGCAUUGGCCUAUGAUGGUUAUUACUGUGUGCACUGAAUCCUGUGCAUGUUCUCUAGAAAGCCUAUUACAUGCAUCUGAAAACGCUGUACUCCGUGGGCUACGGGACCUCACUUGCAUCUCUGUCGCUCGCACUGGUCCUCCUAGCGUCCUUCCGGUGAGUACGGUUCAUGCAAACACCUCGCUGUAAUAACAAUCCGCUUAAUUCAGGUUAAUGUUACUCACUGCUCUCUCAUUGGUUGCAGGAGGCUACGCUGUACCCGGAACUACAUUCACAUGCACCUGUUUGCAUCGUUUAUCCUGCGAGCGAUGUCCAUCUUUAUAAAGGACGCUGCGCUCUUCUCUCUGGAUGACGCCCAGCACUGCAAUGUAUACAUGGUAAGGGGGGCCUGGCAUGGCAUCACGAGAGAACGCUUGCUGUGUCUCUGCUAGAGGGGGAGCAGCACAGGGUGCCAUGUGUGGACACCACGAUUGGCCUGUGGGAAUGAUUAUUAGGAGUUAUUUACUAAGCGGACAAUCAACGUCUAGAUUACUUACAUUUAGCUGACGUGGAGAGAAACCUCUAAUUUGUUACAGUAAAAUCACUAUAAUACACUGCUCACUAAUAUAUAUAUAUAUAUAUAUAUAUAUAUAUAUAUAUAGUUAUAUUUAUCAUGUUUCCCCCUAACGUGUCUCCUUGAGAGCCGCAAAUUUAUAUCCUUCAAAAGGAUCUCCUCCCAACUCGUUAAAUUCAUUUGGAUUCAGUUUAUAUAGUGAAUAAAUCACAGCAGUUAAACAUUUAUUUCACACGAGCAGAAUGAACAUAGUGUCUGGUGAAUUAUGUGAACUAUAGGGAAUGAUAGUAAAUUAUAGUGAACUGUAGUGAAAUGUAGUGUAUUGUAGUGAACUAAAGUAUAUGAUACAUUUUCUUGAAUUGGAGUAUACUAUAGUGUAUUAUAGUGAAUUCUAGUGAAAUGCAGUGUAUUAUAGUGAGUUAAAAUGACACUAUUGUCAGCAGAACAACUACAGCUUAUGGAAUGAUAUACAGCUUAUUGUAUAGGACACAGAUCAUUGUAUAGGAUGCAGCUUAUUGGAUUUGUUCUGGUGAGUAGAAUCAUUACCUUCAGGCUUUUUGCUGUAAGCAUGGUCUUUUCAGAGAAAAUGCAGUGUUUACAUUACAGCCUAGUGAUAACUUCACUGGCCACUCCUCAGAUGGCUGUUAGAGAUCCUUCCUGACUCAUGGCUGCCUAAAAUGCAUCCAAACAUUCAGUAUCUCCUCCCUCUGCAGACACUGAACUAUCCUCAUAGAGAUUCAUUGAUUCAAUGUAUCUCUAUGAGGAGAUGCGGAUUGGCCAGGGCUGUGUUUGAAUCAUGCUGGCUCUGACCCUGAUCUGCCUCUUUGUUAGUCUCAGCCAAUCCUAUGGGGAAGCACUGUGAUUGGAUCAGGGCACCACUUCUAAUGAUGUCAGCAGACAGCUUGUUUUUAUGAGUCUAACAGCAUGCAGAUCUACAGCUUCAGGCUUGAAUACAGUAAGAUUUUGCUAUAUUUAUAGAGGCAUGAGAGGCCCUGAGGUGCUAGUUGGUGGUUUUAACACUAUAGGGUCAGGAAUACAUGUUUGUGUUCCUGACUCUAUAGUGAACCUUGAAAGUAUACUAUAGUGAAUUAUAGUGAAAUAUAGUGUAUUAUAGUGAGUUAAAGUAUACUGUAGUGAACUCUAGUGAAAUGCAGUCUAUUAUAGUGAGUUAAAGUAUACUAUAGUGAAUUAUAGUAAAAUGUAGUGCAUUAUAGUGAGUUAAAGUAUACUAUAGUGAAUUCUAGUGAAAUACAGUCUAUUCUAGUGAGUUAAAGUAUAGUAUAGUGAAUUCUGGUGAAAUGUAGUGUAUUAUAGUGAGUUAAAGUAUACUGUAGUGAACUCUAGUGAAAUGCAGUCUAUUAUAGUGAGUUAAAGUAUACUAUAGUGAAUUCUAGUGAAAGAUAGUGUAUUAUAGUGAGUUAAAGCAUACUAUAGUGAAUAUUAGUGAAAUACAGUCUAUUCUAGUGAAUUAAAGUAUAGUAUAGUGAAUUCUAGGGAAAUUUAGUAUAUUAUAGUGAGUUGUUAUAGUAUAGUGAAAGGUAGUGUAUUAUAGUGAAUUAUUGUGAAAUUUUGUGUAUUAUAGUGAGUUAAAGUAUACUGUAGUGAACUCUAGUGAAAUGCAGUCUAUUAUAGUGAGUUAAAGUAUACUAUAGGGAAUGCUAGUGAAAUGUAGUGUAUUAUUGAAAAUUCUAGUGAAAGGUAGUGUAUUAUAGUGAGUUAAAGUAUACUAUAGGGAAUUCUAGUAAAAUAGGCUAUUAUAGUGAGUUAAACUAUAGUAUAGUGAAUUCUAGUGAAAUUUAGUGUAUUAUAGUGUGUUAAAUUAUACUAUAGUGUCUUGUAGUGAGUUAAAGUAUACUGUAGUGAAUUCUAGUGAAAUUUAGUGUAUUAUAGUGUGUUAAAUUAUACUAUAGUGUCUUGUAGUGAGUUAAAGUAUACUAUAGUGAAUUCUAGUGAUAUGUAGUGUAUUCUAGUGAGUUAAAGUAUACUAUAGUGAAUUCUAGUGAAAUGUAGUGUAUUAUAGUGCGUUAAAGUAUACUAUAGUGAAUUCUAGUGAAAUGUAGUGUAUUUUAGUGCGUUAAAGUAUACUAUAGUGAAUUCUAGUGAAAUGUAGUGUAUUCUAGUGCGUUAAAGUAUACUAUAGUGAAUUCUAGUGAAAUGUAGUGUAUUAUAGUGAGUUAAAGUAUACUAUAGUGAAUUCUAGUGAAAUGUAGUGUAUUCUAGUGAGUUAAAGUAUACUAUAGUGAAUUCUAGUGAAAUGUAGUGUAUUAUAGUGCGUUAAAGUAUACUAUAGUGAAUUCUAGUGAAAUGUAGUGUAUUUUAGUGCGUUAAAGUAUACUAUAGUGAAUUCUAGUGAAAUGUAGUGUAUUCUAGUGCGUUAAAGUAUACUAUAGUGAAUUCUAGUGAAAUGUAGUGUAUUAUAGUGAGUUAAAGUAUACUAUAGUGAAUUCUAGUGAAAUGUAGUGUAUUCUAGUGAGUUAAAGUAUACUAUAGUGAAUUCUAGUGAUAUGUAGUGUAUUAUAGGGAAUUCUAGUGAAUAUCUGAAAAAGAAAGAAGCAGAGGCAUGUGGAAGCCAUCUCAUGACUUGAUCCAUUUACACAUUGUUUCAUUUGUAUCCAAUUAAGUAAGCAUUUUAUUUCAUGAAAUAUGAGGGACUGUUCCUCCUGUGUCAGGGCACUUGGCAGUUUAGUGUGGUACUCUGGCCUAAAGUUUUAAAAUCACUUAGAAAUCUCACGUUAGUAAAUAACUAGUGAAUAAUCCCUUAAACUGUGAGUAGUUGGGAAUUCAGGUAGGAAUCACAAAGUGCGCCAAAAGCUAGCUUUCUGUCACUAAAUCCUUAGAGUUGCUGGUUUAGUUAAUAACACUCUAACAGGGAUAGUCACUGAAGUGAUAAUUGUGGGAAUGCAAAGGAAAUUUCAAAUUUAAAGUACCCAAACUAGAAGCAUAGAUGACUGUGAGAAUGUAUUCAUUUUGCCUAUUUUGGCCUUAAAGGGACACUAUAGUCACCAAAACAAGUUUAGCUUAAUGUAGCAGUGUUGGUGUAUAGAUCAUGCCCCUGCAGUCUCACUGUUCAAUUCUCUGCCCUUUAGGAGUUAAAUCACUGUGUUGCCACACCUCUCUGCAUGUGACUUGCACAAUCUUCCUAAUCACUUCCUGUAAAGAGAGAUCUAGUGUUUACACUUCUCUUAUUUCACAUUUAGCUUAAUGAAAGAUGUCUUAUCUCCUGCACUAUUAAUAGCUUUCUAGACCCCACAGGAGCGUUCAGUGUAUUUUAGAGGAUUAAUUUACAGAGCAGGAGAUAAACACAUCUUAAGCAAGUUAAAGUCAGUCACAGCCAGGGGAGGUGUGACUGGGGCUGUAUAAACAGAAACAAAGUGAUUUAUUUAUUAUUCAUUUUUGCUGGUAUUUAUAAAGCCACAGCGCUGUACAAUUAGGGGAGAACGUACAAUACAAAAGGUAGAGCGGGCCUUGCCUGUAAGCUGAAAUCUAGCCAUUGAAGCUAUUUAUACAAAGUGCUUAGCUAGACAGCCCGUGAGCUUACAAUCUAAAUUUAACUCCUAAAUGGCAGAGAAUUUAACAGAGAGACUGCAGGGCCUGAUCUAUAAACUGCUUCAUUAAAAGACCACUCUAGGCACCCAGACCACUUCAGCUUAAUGAAGUGGUCUGGGUGCCAGGUCCAGCUAGGGUUAACCCAUUUUUUUUUAUUUUUAUAAACAUAGCAACUUCAGAGAAACUGCUAUGUUUAUGUUAGGGUUAAUCCAGCCUCUAAAGCCUCUAGUGCAGGGGUAGGCAACCUACGGCACUCGGGGCUGCUAGAGCCAAACAGGCUCUGGCUACCAGGAGUCCCAGUAAAACAUCAGAUAUCUGCUAAUACGAAGAGGUGGUGAAGGACAAUCCUCAAUUUAUGCAUUGCAGCACGUAGAGUAAGUGAUCUCAGAUCACUGCCUCCCAGCACUUGUGAAUGGGAAUCCACACUGUAGUAGAGCAGCCCGCAGCUUCCUGUUGCAGCGCCUGUCCUUGACCUGUACCUGGCCAGCCUGGUCCCCACUAAAACCCAGGGAAGCCUCCCACACUGCUAGAUAUACAGAGAACUGCAGAAUAACCCUCCCCUCAUACAAAUAAUACGGACAGCCCACACACAGACAUACACACAAUCCGCACAAAUGUAACACCACUAACAAUCCACAUACAUGCACACAACGCCACAUGCAGCCUUUCACAUGCAAUACCCCAAACAGCCCCCACACACUACCAAACACACAAUGUGACAUAUCCAUCCACACACACAAUUCCACAAGCAGCCCCCAUACACAGCCCACAUUCAUAUGUAUCAUACACGAUACCACAAACUACUAAUGAACAUAUACAAUAUAAUAGCUCAUAUACGCACAAAUACAACGAUACAAAGCAAUUACAGUAAAAAUAACACAAGCAGAAUACGCACCUCAAAAAUAGGACCGGCACGCUACGGGACAUCACAAUCCUAUAUCGGCACAGUGCUGCUAAAAGGUUGCCUACCCCUGCUCUAGUGGCUGUCUCAUUGACAGCCGCUAGAGGCGUUUGCAUGCUUCUCACUGUGAAAAUCACAGUGAGAGCACGCAAGCGUCCAUAGAAAAGCAUUAUGAAUGCUUUAUUUAUUAUAAAUUUUUGCUGGUAUUUGCGCAUUCAGCUUUCCUAUGAGACUGGCUGAAUGUGCACGCAGCUCCUGCUGCGCAUGCGCAUUCAGCCGAAGAGGAGGAGGAGAGCUCCCCACCCGGCGCUGGAGAAAGGUAACAUUUUAACCCCUUCCUCUCUCCAGAGCCCGGCGGGAGGGGGACCCUGAGGGUGGGGGAAAACGAGUAUGUUUUCCUGGCACUAUAGUGGUCCUUUAAGGCAAAGUUGUUUUGGUGACUAUAUAGACCCUUUAGAUAUGAAAUUGAAUUUGAUUUCGACAAUUCUCCCUUUAGUAAAAAAACACUGUGUGAAAUAUUCUCAAUUUUCAUGGAUUUCCAGAUUUAUAUUCAGUACAUUGGAAACGGUUUGAUAAUUGUACAUUCUGUAUGGCGAUGGCAUUUCUCUAAUUUGGCUGUGUGUCUGUUUUCAGAAAAGGUGUAAAUACGUCAUGAUAUUCUUCCAGUAUUGCAUCAUGGCCAAUUACAGCUGGUUACUGGUGGAAGGUCUCUAUCUCCACACCCUGCUGGUUAUCUCCUUCUUCUCAGAGUGGAAGUACUUCUGCUGGUAUAUUGGACUCGGCUGGGGUAGGUACUAGGAUUAAUGCCACUGGCAGAGCCAAGACAGGGUAGAUCUGGCUGCAGCUAAACCAUGACCUAGUCUUCUGUUUCAGGAUCCCCUCUGAUAUUUAUCAUUGCGUGGUCACUGUGUCGCCAUCUGUACGAGGACACUGGGUAAGGCGCAACAUUUAAACAUACCUUCACAUACAAACAUAAUCAUCUGCUAUACACACAUAUGCACACACAGUCCCACAUAGACACACACACAUAUACACACAAUCACACAAAUACAAACAAUCACACACAUACACACAAAAUAACACAUACACACAAUCACACACACAUAUACACAUACAAACAUAUACACAUAGACUAUAGAAUGUGACGGCAGAUAAGAACCAUUCGGCCCAUCUAGUCUGCCCAAUUUUCUAAAUACUUUCAUUAGUCCCUGGCCUUAUCUUAUAGUUAGGAUAGCCUUAUGCCUAUCCCACGCAUGCUUAAACUCCUUUACUGUGUGAACCUCUACCACUUCAGCUGGAAGGCUAUUCCAUGCAUCCACUACCCUCUCAGUAAUGUAAUACUUCCUGAUAUUAUUUUUAAACCUUUGUCCCUCUAAUUUAAGACUAUGUCCUCUUGUUGUGGUAGUUUUUCUUCUUUUAAAUAUAGUCUCCUCCUUUACUGUGUUGAUUCCCUUUAUAUAUUUAAAUGUUUCUAUCAUAUCCCCCCUGUCUCGUCUUUCCUCCAAGCUAUACAUGUUAAGAUCCUUUAACCUUUCCUGGUAAGUUUUAUCCCGCAAUCCAUGAACCAGUUUAGUAGCCCUUCUCUGAACCCUCUCUAAGGUAUCAAUAUCCUUCUGAAGAUACGGUCUCCAGUACUGUGUACAAUACUCCAAGUGAGGUCUCACCAGUGUUCUGUACAAUGGCAUGAGCACUUCCCUCUUUCUACUGCUAAUACCUCUCCCUAUACAACCAAGCAUUCUGCUAGCAUUUCCUGCUGCUCUAUUACAUUGUCUGCCUACCUUUAAGUCAUCAGAAAUAAUCACCCCUAAAUCCCUUUCCUCAUAUGUUGAGGUUAGGACUCAAUCAAAUAUUCUGUACUCUGCCUUGGGUACUAUCACACAUAGACAAUCACACACAAUCACACACACACAUAUACACAUACAGUCAAACAAAGACAAUCACAAACAGUCACACUCAAACACAUAUACACAUAGACAAUCACACACAUCUAGUCAUCUGCUAUACACACACAUACACACACAAUCACACACAUAUACACACACAAUCACACACACAAUCACACACACAUAUAUACACAUACAGUCAUAUAGACAGUCACACUCAAUCAUACACAUAUACACAUAGACAAUCACACAUAGCCAAUCACGCACACACAUAUACACACACAGUCACACAUAAACAAUCACACACAUACACACAGAAUUGCACACACAUAAAUACACACAAUCACACACAUAUACACAUAGACAAUCACACACAUACACAUAGACAAUCACACGUAGUCACACACACACAUAUAUACACAUAGACAAUAAUACACAUUUACACGCAAUCAAACACAUUUAUACACAUAGACAAUCACACACAUACACAAUCAUGGCCACCAAAAUGAAAACAAGGCGUGUUCCAGUGGGAGUUAGUGAAAAUAGAUGAGUGGAACAUAGAAUGAAUCAAAACUACAAUAAAACAUACCUUUGAUGGAAUUACUUUAAUGAAUGCGCAUAUAAACAAAUAUAAAAUUCACACUCAUGAAGUAUCACCUUGAUGGUGCGUUAAAAAUAAAUACUGAUAACCGUAGACACCCUUCCGUCUUACAAGGGUACAAUAUACCUAAUAUGGUUUAAUAUGUUAAAUCAACAUUAUCAAUCAGAUAAAAUCUCAUGAUAAUAUGCUUAUUGAAGUGGACUCCGGGUAACUCGACUAGUUACCUCCGCUAUCAGCCAGACUGGAGCCUUGUAUGAUUAAGCUUGUGUUCCCACAGUAACUAGACGAGACCUAGUUUAUUCAGACAAAACAUGCUCAAUUUAUACACAGACCCCCCAGUAGGGUCCUCCAUACAGAAAUAUUGCAAGCCACUCCAUGGCGUCCCUGUGUCUGGGAGGUAUUUGAGUCAGGAAACUGUAACUCGAUUAUCUCUCAGUUACAAGGAAACAUGUACAAUAUAUCUACAAUCCCCCAAAAGAAUCCCCAAUAUCGACAGGAACCCCACAAGUGUCAUAUCACUGGAUAGACCCCAAGUUGGCCACAUAGCACUCAGAUCCAUUCAGUAGAAUAGAAUCACCACCGGGGUAAAGUUCUGACCACCCAGCUUGUAGGGGAACAAGCUCCACAGUAUGACUAUUGACUACGUUCGGUAGUUUGUUAAUUUUUAAACUACCAAACUUGCCCAACCGUUAGCAGUGAUUUCAUGGAACUGUUUUGGGCAUAGGACCAGGUGCACGGUCGGUCAAAUUAUGACUUCCAUAGAAAUCCCAAACCCCUGGACAGAUUUUGGUGAUUAUUGCAUAUGUUGGUCACCCAGAUCGAGACUAUCACGGAAUGUAACUUUUGGGGUGUUUUCAUAUGUUUUGGGGUACUUUUGGGGUGUUUCAAAUUUGUAUGUCUUUCUGUACCUGGAGGUAAUUGAGUUAGUACAGUUCCUGACUCAAUUAUUUCUCAGGCACAGGGGAGGAGUUUGUAACUUGUAUAAAUUCUGUGACUGUGCUCCCAUUAAACAGAUGACUUCCCAGCAUUAAGCCUUGGCUCAUUUGUGGGGGGAAUUGCUAUACUGCUCUUUGGAUUAUUAUACUCUCUUGCAGGAGAGGUUUUCUCACUGGGAGCUGGAUCCAGGUGUUGGUCCAGGGUGGAAAGGGACGGCAAGACCCCAGCCAAGCUGCGGUGUCUAAGGGGAGACUACAGUGGUUAUGGUGUCUUGUGCGGUGCUUAUAGUACUUGGUAAUACUAGGAAGCGUGAUUGGCGGAGGUACCCAGUCGGGGUGCCAGGCGGUCCACCACACGGCCGGUCUCCAUUAGGGAGUUCCUGUACGAAUACCGUUAAAGGUAUUCCCUUGCUUCCAGGGAGUGAAUGCUCCCCCUGGUUGAUAUUCUCGUUCUCCCAAAAAGCACUCUCCUACCUGUUCGGGGCAGGUAGCGGUAGAGUUUCUCCAAUGUUUGCAAGGUCGUCUAUCCAAAAAGGGUUCCAGGUGUUCGACCUCGUCCCACUACCUGUGUUUUCAGGAGACAAGAUGGCCACCAGUCUCUCGACCAACGUGGGUUCGCUUACAAAAUGGCAGCCACCCAGGGAAAGCACUCAUUAAUUAUUUCCUUUUCGGUUUCACACUUAUGUGUUAAUCGAUGUUCUAGUGUUCUAAUAAAGUACAGACGAGGUUCCUAUGCAGAGCCAAACCAAGUGGGUUCAGGUACGAUAACUCCCGAAUGUAAGAAAAGUCAAAUAGUCACAAUUAACGGUACGUUCCACCACACUUAUAUUUUCUGGGAAAUACUAUCCGAGGGUAAGGCUCCAUGACCGAAAUAACAUAGCAUCAACUCAGAGGUAUAACCAAUGUAAUUAUAGAACUAAUGUAUACUGUUGUUAAAUGCCACUGUUAUACUUUUUGUUAUAUAAAUGCUAUGUUUGUAUGACACAUAAUUAAAAACUGCAAUAAUUAUCACUGCAGGGUUAAGGGGUCUGGUACACUGCACCCAGACCACUUCACUGAGCUGAAAUGGUCUGUGUACCUAUAGUAUUGCUGAAAGCUUGAUAUAGUAUUCAGCUGGUGAGAUAACUCAAUGGACUAAGGUAUCAUCAAUAGAAUCAGUUCAACCCUUGGGGCUCGUAGGUUCAAUUCCCGGCAGGGUUGACUCAGCCCAUCAUCCUUCCAAGGUAGAUAAAAUGAGUACCAUUAAAUUGGGUAAUAGUAACAUUCCCGGUUGUACUUGUAAACUAGAGUAAUCUGAAUGUACCUUUCCUGGUUAAAUGCUUUAUUUAUUAUUUUCUAAACCGCCAUAUAAUUGAUUCAUCCCUUAGUAUACAUGGCCCCUUUUUAUCUAGGUUGUUGUAGUGGGAUUGUGUUUAUAAUUUGGUGAAGUUGCUAUUUGUAACAUUUUAGUUGGAGUUAUCUUUUAUGCUGUGCUUAGAUACUAUUCUCUGUGUCCUGCGUGUAAGAGACACUAUAGUCACCAGCACAACUUCAGCUUAAUGAGGUUGUUCAGGUGAGAACAAUAGCUCCCUGUAGCCUCUCUCAUGUAAACACUGUAUUUUCUCAGAAAAUACAGUGUUCGCCUUGGAAGCUAGGAACACCUCCAGUUGCAGUCACUCAGACGGCCACCAGAAGGACUUCCAAGUUCAUGAAAGCCUAACUCGCAUUCCCCACGUUUGAUGUCUUCACGCUUGGGCGAAUACAUGAAACGUGAUUUCUAGAGACAGGAGGCACUGUGAACGUGCCUGUCAGCAAUCAGAGCCAACAGUGUGUGCGAUAACGACCUCCUGCACACAGCGUGGGCUCGAGCGGACAGGCAGAAGGCAGAAGACCGAGCAGGAGAAUCAAUUGACUUCAAACAGUAAGUAAACUUAUUUGAAAAAUUGAGAGCGAGAUUGAGUGAGUGUGAGUGAGAGAGAGAAAUAGAUAGAGAUAGAUAGUAUGAUAGAAAGAGAUAGAUGGAUAGAUAGCUAUAUAGAAAAAGAUGGAUAGAGAUAGAUAAUGUGUUUGUGUAUUUUUAACAAUACUUAUUUAAAAUGUGUUUGUAUACAAACACUAUGUAUAGAGAUAUCUCUAUAUAUAGUGUUUGCAUACAAACUUUUGGCUUAGGAGGGUUGCCGUAGGAGGGAGGCGGGCAUAGACAGCAAACUGAGAUGUCAGUCAGCUCAGCUCGCGAAUGCGCAUACUGCACACAUGCGCGGUAGAGCGCUCUGUUCAUUCAUAGGGCGGCAUUCAAUACUGCUCUAUGAAGAACCUGAUUGGUGCAGCGCGAAGCCGCGCGUGCGCACCACAGAGCGAUGACACUUCUCAAAGAGAAGCGUCUGAUUGGGCCCUGCUAUUUCGGCAUUGUGACGAAAAAUGGGGAGUGGCCUGCCGAGGAGCUUGGCGCUGUAACGGAGGUACGUUUUGUAGCGGAAUAGGCUUUGCCACAGUACUAGGGGCUGUCCAUACCCCUUGUGUUCCUUUAUUUUCCUGUGUUGCUACUGUUCGUUACUUGAGGAAGCAAGUAACAAAUUAUUACAUUAUGUCUUUACGUCUGGUUAUUCGGUAUUGUAAAGGAUCCUGUUAUCCCUGUAGGACCGAUCCUUGCAGCUUCACCCAAAAUCCCAGCAGAAUAGCGAAGUAGUGAUUAUAUCUCCCAAUUCCCCUAAACAUGAGUCGAGAGUUCAUGAAGGGGUAAAACGAUCUGCUUUAAUGCUGGCCACACUCGGCCUUUUAUGAUAGUCUCCCAGCAAGGAAACUUCCACAGGGGACCUUGUGGAAAACUGUGACACAAAAUACAGAACCAAUCGGGCUACAGUACAAUUAUUAAACACACCCACAGUAACAGUGAAACCCCUCCGCUCUAUCCUGGAGAUAAUUAACUUAAGUGGUUGGAGAGAACCUAAUUAUCUCCAGGUAGAGAGAAACAUGUCCUUUUUACAUUUUGACAAAACUGUAUUAAAAUCCAUAACUUAUUUUUCGCCAAACGUAGUCUCCAGGUUCCACAUACCCCCAGAUAGCUUGGAUCUGAGCGCACAGUAUAGACGAAUAGCGCUCAGAUCUGACGAACACAGUUCUCAAUGUCGUCGAGUAAAGUUUUUAGUUCACCGGUUGUUCGUGUAAUUGAAUCCGAAAACUACAGCUACCUGGGGUCGGUAUAGUUCGUAUGGUAGGAAAGUCCCAAACGGUAGAGUGUUCGUGAGUUAUUAGACAAAUGGACUGGAACUUGGUACGCUUCAGCGGUGUGCGGCUAAAUAAGUGUCCGAAAACAGUUGCAGGGUGUCAACGACCAUCUACCACUGAGCGUUCGCCGAUUUUAAAAUGGCAACUGCCACGAGUUUGGCAAACGACCACCAAGGCUUUCAACAAUUACUUGCAGUUAACCGCAAGGUCUGGGUGGUUAAUAAGCUGCACACGACUCUGGUGGGGGGUCGGGUGGUUCGGGAGUUUGUUCGGCUGUUUUACAAACAACACAAAAUAGUCUGUAAAAACAGGGAUUUCGUUACAGGUAUUAUCCCUAUUUCAGCUGACUUUCCCUAUAUAGUUCGACAAACGAACUAAGUACCGAACAACCAGGCCACCCAUGAGAAGAGCGUGGUGCCAAUUGUCCUUCCUAACCCUGUUCACACUUUCUUAACCACAAACACACAAACCAACUUGGUGAUCCCCCUGGGUGGCCGCCGUUCGUAUAUGCGAACUGAAUACGAACUGCAUUGGCGGGGUUUGGUCGUCGAGUGUCUGGAGCCCAAAUCGGACACUCAAUGGCACGAACACUGCAGAGACUUCCAUCCUUGGGUAAGUUUGUGUAAACUCAGGGGAACAGAGCGGUAUUCGGUGAAAAGAACCACACGAAUGAGAUGAGUUCAAAGAACUAAGGCACAAACCAGUUUUAUAUGCAAUUUUGUGUAUUUCAGACUCUCGAACGAAGACCGACCACACAGCCCAAACGCAUGGAACUAUUUUCAGCUUACAUCUCGUGUGCGGUCAGUAAAACUAAGACCUGCAUGGAAUUGUCGAACCCCUGAACCGAUCUGGAUGAUUUUUCAGUAUGUUGCUACCCGAGAUCAGGGCUAUCAGGGAAUGUGUGAAUUGUGGGAGUAGGAUAAGCUUUUUGGGUACUUCUGGAAAUGUAUAAAAAUUUUCAUUUGGAGAUAAUUGAGUUGAUACAGUAAUUAACUAAAUUAUCUCCUAAGCAGAGGGGAGGGAUUGUGUGGAAUGUAUGGGAGUGGCUCACUACCUGACUCUGUGUUUAUUGGCUGUGUACUAUUUUUACCUGUGCCCAACAAGGUCCACCUGGGUGGUAACCUUGGGAGAAAAACCUGCAUAAAAAGUCAGCCUGGUCCAUUAAAGUUCAGUUCUGUUCCUAAUACUGAGUGUCGUCCAGUUAUUAGGAAGGAUGAUGGUAGAUUCGUUGAUUAUUCUGCACAUAUGACUGUGUUCCUGAAGUAUCCUGCUUGUUCCUGAGUAGCUGUUGGAGUAACCAGCGGAGGAGAGUCCGGGCUAGGACUAGCGUUCGCUACAAGUUUAUAUCAUAAAAAGGGCUGAAAUGUAUUUAUUUUUAAUUUCAAACUAAUAUGAAAGCCAGAAAGAAGGCUAGGGGACCUGUCUUUCUUGCUUUUAUAUGUUGACUAUAGUGAUCCUUUAAUAAAGGAGAUAUUAUAUGUAUAUAUUUAUCUUGUCCAUUAUUUUGGAGCUCUCAAACUAUAUUGUUUGUUUGAAAGCAUUUGGGGCCACCAAUACAUAGCUGGUCUUUUUUAAUACUGUAGACAGAUCAAUUUGGGAGGUGGGAGAGCCUGUGAUUUGGAGGGACUGUUAUCAUAGCUGGGUGCUCUGGAAGGCACAUUACGGAUACCCACCAUAUUGUGCUAGUUUAUCACCUGUUUGUUUGUUUUUUACUAUAAACAAUAUAUUUUCAUUUGACUUUGAUCACAGUAACCUUUGUAACAUCCCUACCCUUCAAGGCUACGAUAUAUCAUUCCAGCCUUACCCACUACAGUCAUUCCUUUACAUCUGAUUUCCAGCCUGAUUGAAUUUGUUUUUUUCCGAUUGACUAGUGUUGGGUCUUUCACAGACACAUAGCAUAUCCGUCUGUCCCCCCUAAAAUCAGACAGAUUAUCUACCUGUUAAAGAAUAGAAUAAGCUUUUAGAUCACUUUUAUUCCCUAAGCAUGUGAAGAAAUGUAUAGACCUGCUUUAAUUUCUUCUUUAUUUUGACUUAUUUCCCAAUAUUCCCAACAUUAUCAUCAGUUGUUAAUUCAAUGAUUCGUUUAUGUUCCAGAGCAGAAUAUUACAUGUGUUAUAGAAGCUAAAAACAAGUAUUCGUUGACAAGUUAUUAAUCCAACAUUUAGCUAAUAUACCGCAAUCCUUACAAGACGGGUUGGUUCCUUAUAAUUCGUGAGACAUUAAGACAAGCUUAAAGGACCACUAUAGUGCCAGGAAAACAUACUCAUUUUCCUGGCACUAUAGUGCCCUGAGGGUGCCCCCACCCUCAGGGUCCCACUCCCGCCGCCUCGAUGGAGAGGAAAGGGGUUAAACUUACCUUUUUUCCAGUGCCAGGCGGGGAGCUCUCCUUCUCCUCUCCGCCUCCGAUCCUCCUCUUCGGCUGAAUGCGCAUGCGUGGCAGGAGCUGCGCGCGCAUUCAGCCGGUCUCAUAGGAAAGCAUUCAUAAUGCUUUCCUAUGGACGUUUGCGUCUUCUCACUGUGAUUUUCACAGUGAGAAGCACGCAAGCGCCUCUAGUGGCUGUCAAUGAGACAACCACUAGAGGCUUUAGAGGCUGGAUUAACCCAUUUAUAAACAUAGCUGUUUCUCUGAAGGGUUAAUCCUAGAGGAACCUGGCACCCAGACCACUUCAUUAAGCUGAAGUGGUCUGGGUGCCUAGAGUGGUCCUUUAAGUAAACAUGGAAGCUGUAGGGUGGGUGUUGUUAUCACUGUGUAUACGUAUAUGAAAUAAUUAACAAGAGUUUGUAACGGAUCCCUUAUACUCAGACUGAGUAAAUCCACUGUAGUUCUCCCAAAUCCCAAGUUAGCAGUGAUUAUAGCUUUGGUAUACCCAAACAUCAGCCUAGACUUGGCACUUUUAUACACAGCUAGGAUACAGCAAAACACGUCCAUAACACUCCCACAACACGCCCCUUAAUUUCUGUUUCAGAAGGACUAAGCAUCAAACAUAAAAAUGCCCAGAAACAUCAUGAAAAUAUAUACUAACCCCACAAAAAUUACAUCCUUAAAUAGCCCUGAUCUGAGCGCCCAAGUUCUCCAAAUAGCCAGGGCCGGCGCGUCCAUAAGGCAGCACAGGCGGCCGCCUUAGGGCGCACCGGCACUGGGGGCGCAAAAUUCCAGUGACCGGCAGGACCGGCAUCCCCUGCGCGGCGUGUGACUGAAUUGGAUUCCGAGGUGGCGAGGGAGCUCUGAUCUCUCUGAUCUGCUCCCUCACAGGCUAUUUACUGAUGACGUCAUAUUCCGGCUCCCGCGGCAUCAGUAAACAGCCUGCGAGGGAACAGAUCAGAGAGUUCAGAGCUCCCUAGCCACCUCGGAAUCCAAUUAAGCCGCACGCCUCCCAGCAGCCCCACUGGACCACCAAUGAGAGACCCACGCCAGCUCUCCUGGUAGGGAGGCUGGGUGGGAAAUUUAAAUUUAAUUUAGAUUAUUAAUUACUGUGAGUGUGUCGGUGAGUUUGUGUGUGUGUGUGUCUGUCAGUGUGUGUGUGAGUGAGUGUGUCUGUCAGUGUGUGUGUAUGUGUGUCUGUCAGUGUGUGUGAGUGAGUGUGUCUGUCAGUGUGUGUGUGAGUAUGUGUGUCUGUCAGUGUGUGUGAGUGUGUCUGUCAGUAUGUGCGUGUGUGCAUGUGAGUACAUGUUUGUCAGUGUCUGUGAGUUUGUGUGUGUGUCAGUGUGUGUUUGUCAAUGAGUCUGUCAGUGUUUGUGUGCCUGUCAGUGUGCGUGUGAGUGUCUGUCAAUGAAUGAGUGUGUCAGAUAAGUGAGUCUGGCUGUCACAGAUGUCUGUGUGUUUGUCACUGAGUGUGUGUGACUGUCAGUGUUUAUACACCCCUGACUGUAGCGUGGCCAAGCGGAGUGUACCGUGGUACAGGAACUUCUGUUUCCUGUACCUGGCCGGACUGACAGGAAAAGCUCACUGUACCGGGAUUCGCUCCGCUCAGCCACGCUACAAGAAAGGUAGGAGGUACACCAGGAAGGGGAGGGACCACUAUGGGGGUGGGUGGUGCACCAAGGGACAGGGAGAGGAGGGGAGAGAUACCCUAGGGUACAGGAAAAGGAGGGAGGGGGGAGAGGAACACUAAGUGACAGGGAACAGAGGGGGGAGGGGAGAGGAACACUAAGGGACAGGGAAAGGAGGGGGGAAGGGAAAGGAACACUGAGGAAUAGGAAAAGGAGGAGAGAGGGGAGAGGAACAGUAAGGGUCAGAGAAGGGAGGGGACCAUUAAGGGACAGGGAGAGGGGCUUAAUGUAAAAGAAACACACACCAGGGCUUGAGAAGGAAAGAGACACAAAGGAGCUGGGAAGAAUAAAAGACACAAAGGGGCUGGGAGAAAAGGAGUCACACAAAGGGGCUGGGAAGAGUAAGACACAAAAUGUGGGAGGAUGUAAGAGUCAUACAAAGAGAAGAGAUAGGAGACACACAAAGGCAAAGGGAGUCAGAUAUUUAAAAGACGGGAUAAGAAACACAAAAGGGAGGUUAAAAGGGACAUGGGUAAAGAUGUUUUUGGGGGGGCGGAAAAAUGCAUCUUCGCCUAUGUACCAAAAAUUCUUUGCACCGACCAUGCAAAUAGCACUCAGAUCCUUGCAGUGUAGGGGAAACGCCAACAUGUCAAGGUUUGGUGCUUUUGCCAGUCAAUUUCCAGGAGCUCCUGCAGCUGCAAUAUAGGGUGCUCCGCCUGGGUCUCCAGUAGCGUUUCUUCCCCUUAGUCUCAGACACCUUCCCAACAAAAAGCUCUUUCCUGGCGGAUUUAAAAGUGGUUCAAACCCCGGACCAAGUUGUUCGGGAUCUGCAUGGUCACCUAACACCAAAAAGUUCCAUAACAAUAGCAGCUAGUCUCUGGGAACCCACAAAGUCCUCAUUCCGAAAUUAGUUCCAUAGCGAUCGCGGCUAAGUACCGCUGAGGGCAAUUUGUCGAUUUCUUCAUGCGAACGGCAGCCAGCAAGCUAGUGUUAUAUUUGAAUGAAGGGAAAGUGCCGAACGAGGGGCACCCAUAAAAAGCUGCUAAUGGCGGCUAGGGAGAUUUAACUCCCAAACAGUAUGUGGCCCAUAGUCCUUGGGCAGGAGGCUAGCUAGCAGGCUCCUCCAGGAGCUCGUGACAAACGUCCAGGGUAAGGAGCGUUUGUCACAAUGUUGAUUGCUGAUAUAUACGAUUACACUGGAUCCUUACAUAAUACUGGUACUUACCCCACAGUUCGUUUAAAGAUCCGCUGUAGUCGGUAUUUGUUUUUAAUACACCAUCUACGUGAUAUUUCACAAGUGUGAAUUCUAUAUAUGUUUAUUUGCUCAUUCUUUAACAUAAUUUCAUAAAAGCAACGUUUUAUAGUAUUUUUGAUUCGUUUUAUAUUCUACUCAUCUCCACUAACUCACAGCGGAGAACUCCUUGUUUUCAUUUUCAUUAUUGGAGGUUAUUAAGGUUUCUCGAGUUUCUGUAUUUUUUCAAAUUAGCUUAUUUCUUUUUUUUCUAUUUUGACAUUCACAAUCACACACAAUUAUACACAUACACAAUCACACUUAUACCCACAGAUCUACAUACACAUAUACACAAACACUCACAACCCCACUCACAGACGCACAAAAUCACACACAUAUGCACUAAAAUACAAAUACACACACAAUCAUACACAUACAGUCACACAAAUACAUGUACACACACACAUAAACAUUACACAGACAAGCAAUCGCACGCAGACACAUACACAAUCACACACAGACACAUACAAAGACACACAAUCACAUACUUUGACACAAAAUCACACACAGAAACAUACAAAGACACACAAUCACUUGCAUAAACACAUCCUUUCCUGUGUUUAUUGAUCUCUGUGUGACACACGAUUCAUGUGCUUAUAAUGUCUUUCAGAUGUUGGGAUAUAAAUUCUAAUGCCAGCAUCUGGUGGAUUAUCCGAGGACCAGUGAUUCUGUCCAUAUUUGUGAGUAUGAUAUAAAGACACCGUACGGGGUGGGAACAAAUGCAUGGAAGCGGUUCAAUGUGCAGUGAGUGUGCAUAGAAUAUUUCAUUUUAAAUUAUGUUUAUAUCAUGCUUUUAUUUUCAAUGUCCGUUUGCUUAAAGAAACACUCAAUAAUCGCUACAGCCAAUGGUAGUGGUUAUGGUGCCAGCCCCUUCCAGAGUAAUUUGUUACCUUGGCCCAUGGGAGUCUGGAAGCAGGCAGGGUGGUGUUGGGCUCUGGGUGGGACCCAAGUAUGUUAUCUAAAACAGGGAAGGCACUCCUGGCAAUAUGCUGUAGCGGACCAUGGGUAACCCGACUGGUUACCUCCACUAAUUCCUUCCUUCAGCGACUCUGGAACCAUUAACUAUUCCCCCAGUAACCAGACAAAAGAGUCAACUGAUUUAACUAGACACAGCACACAUAGUGUAAGACCCCCAACAGCCCCAUUUACAUACAAUAGGUUACAUAGUACAAGGAAGGGUGAGGUCAGACAAUAGCAAGGGCUGAUGGGAGAUUGAGGAGGGACAGGGCUCAAACAAGCAAUACAUUAAAUAUACCCUGCACCAAUAAUGGACACAGCGAGAGUUAUCCAAAAUACAAAAGGAAUCUGGGGACCCACAUAGUUGGUUCUGUAAACGAACGGGGGGUACGGACAGCCGAACAAAAGGGAAUAAAAGUGUAGCGAGAGCAUCCAUUCCGCUACAUAUGCUGUAGUGGUUAUGGUGCUGGAAGUGUUUCUACAAUCCCAGUAAUAAUUGCUUGAGUCUGGCAAUGAUAAUAGCUGUCACCAGGUGGCGACAUUGUAGCACUAAAGAGCAAGUUACCUGCACACAAUUCCAGAUCCCUAUAUAUCAGCCCAAACCGAUGGCCGAGCUAUUGGAUUUAUUCUGCGUAUUUUGGUUGAUAAAUGGAGUCACUACUGCCGUCCAAGAGUAGGGGUUUAAGCACCCGGGCUUAUUUCUCUUUAUUGAUAUUGUAAUUAUUUCACCAAUAUUUUUGUGGCGUUUAAUAUAUAUAAAUUUAGUAAAUCACUCCAAAAGGUUUUCAUAAUCUUAAAUACAGUGUGUAAUAGUGCGGCCACCAUUAAACAGUGUGCAGGUAGGUAGCAGUGUGUGACAGGCGUAAUACCCUUGCAGUACUAGAUCCUUGCGUGAAAUAGCAGCAUGCAACCAAUAGUUAAUAAUAAUAAUAAUAAUGUUUCAUUAAAACAUGACGCGAUUCAUUAUUGGUGUGUUGUAUUAAGAGAAGCGUGCAGAAAUGGUGUAUUUUAUACAAAGAGGCAGAAGCAGGAAUAUGGACACUAUCCAGCGCACAGGAGUGGGGUCUCAGAUACUGAGGGGCAUGCAGAGGUAGAAUGUUGAAGACAAUGUGUCAUGUCCCAGCACCUAUUCGAUAUUGUGACAAACCGAACCUCGUCACAGGCUCCUGGAGGAGCCUGCUAUAUUAUGGGCCAUGCAAAAUACACUGAAAAAAGGCUUGGUUUGUGCAAUUUGGCUUAUAUUGUUCGGUAACCGAACAGCUGCACGAACCAGAGACCACCCAGGUGCUUGUUAAGCCCAAUUGAUACUUUGUAGCAAUUUCCACCGCAAAGUGCUUUGUCUGGGUGGCUGCAUUUCAUAUGAACGACCACAAGGUGGCAGCCAUCUUGUUCCCCCGAAUGCAGUCAGCUGUUUUUGGGCAUAAAUCUCAUGGAACUAAAAUCGGACACAGAAACUCCCGAACACUGCUGGACUUCCAUCAUCGCCUGCAUCCGGUUCUACCCCACUUAGAAAGGCACUGUUCAGUGGAAACGUUCCCACGAACAAGGGGAACAGGCUACACAAGUAACUUAAGGAUUCUGUUCGAUAUUUUAUGUACUAUUGUGCUCCCUAAAGAGGCCGACCGUUGGACCUUAUUUCCUGGAACUGUUUUGGGCAUAGGACCAUGUGCGAUUGGUCAAAUAAUUGACUUCCACGAAAAUCCCGAACCCAUGAACCGAUCUGGGUGAUUUUUGGAUCUGGGCUAUCAGGAGCUGUGGGGUUUUCAUGUGUUUUGGGGGUAUUUUGGGGUUUUUGUUAUAUUGUAUGUUUUUGUACCUGAGAGAUAAUUUAAUUAUAUGUUAAGGAACUCCCUUACAUGGGUAGUUACAUAAAAAGCCGUGUGUGGCUCCCAUUAAACACAUUCGUUUUACCCCUUCAUGAAGUCUAGGCUCAUGUUUGGGGGAUUGGAGAGCUCUAAUCACUAAUCUGCUGGAAACAGGAGAGCUAUAAUCACUGCAGCACUUGGGAUUUGGAUAUACUCAGCCGGAGUAUAGGGGAUCCGUUACAGAGGGUAUUCGAUACAAUGCGUUAUACACCAGAGGGUAUUCGAUACAAUGCAUUAUACACCAGUGGGUAUUUGAUACAAUGCGUUAUACACCAGUGGGUAAUCUAUACAAUGCGUUAUACACCAGAGGGUAUUCGAUACAAUGUGUUAUACUCCAGUGGGGAGCCGAUACAAUGCUUUAUACACCAGAGGGUAUUCGAUACAAUGCGUUAUACACCAGUCGGUAUUCGACACAAUGCGUUAUACACCAGAGGGUAUUUGACACAAUGCGUUAUACACCAGAGGGUAUUCGAUACAAUGUGUUAUACACCAGAGGGUAUUUGACAAAAUGCGUUAUACACCAGAGGGUAUUCGAUACAAUGUGUUAUACACCAGAGGGUAUUCGACACAAUGCGUCAUGUGUCACCAGGACAUCAAAUACAUGGCAGUAAUGCAAUAACGUCACUGUUGUGUCGAAUGCAGUAACAAAGUGUUGCAUUCAGUGUUAAGGUUUGUGCUGUCACUUUUCAGAUUAAUUUCAUCCUCUUUGUGAGAAUUAUUCGAAUCCUAAUGAAGAAGCUGAGGACGUCUGAUGUCUGGGGGAAUGAUUUUGGACAAUAUAAGUGAGUGACAAGCCUGCGAAGGUUAACACCUGUUCUAGGUGAUUCUCACUGUUUUAUUGAAUGGUGUAAGUUUCCCCUAUAAGCCGUGUCUGUGUUUGCAGGCGGCUGGCGCGGUCCACUCUGCUCCUGAUCCCCCUUUUUGGUGUGCAUUAUAUCAUCUUCGCCUUCUUUCCUGAGGAUGUGAGCAGUGGCACUGUGGAGAUCCGUCUGUCCUUUGAACUGGCUCUUGGGUCUUUCCAGGUGAGUUUGUGGGGACAGAACUGCGACAUUGGACUUUGGGUUGAAGCUGUAUGUAACAGUAACAUGGGAAGUACCCCACAGGGGGGGGUGGUCUAGUCAGACUCACAUUAAGCCUUGUUACUGCAGGGGCGCAGGUUGGAACGGAAGUAGAUCUCUGCUACCGUAGGCUGACAAUAUCACAGGAUGAGCUGUCACGGACACUGCGGAUUUUAUAAAAAACAGUUAUUACACAGCUCACGCAAUACAGUAAUAAACAGACAUAUACUAAUAUUAGACUACAUCCCAUAUUUAAUGCCAGUAACAUGUUUUCUCUCCUGGUUACUUAAUGAAUCAUUUUAAGUUGAAAAAAACACUUUCUCACAGUGUAACUCUAUGGGAAGUGGAUAUAACAGCGGGAAUCAAUAUAGGACUAACCAGCACUUCCACGUCUGCCGCUAGAUGUAUUCCAGGUCAGAGGUGAUAAUUAGGCGAUUUCGGUGGCUGCCUAAGGCUUUGGCCUAAAAUUCGCCUUAGGUGACCUAGAACCCGACACCAGGAGGGGGCCCGGCAGCUUGCUCAGUAUGCCACCGGUUGCGAGGCCCCUCCAGUCUGCCGGGAAUAGAGCGCCCAUAGCAGACACCAGUCUGCAGCUCUGCCGGGUGCAGAGCUGCAGACCUUGUGUCUCGCAACAGCUGGCUAAUCAGAGUGUUGCCGCGGGUUUUAGCAACGCUCUAACCGGGUCUUGCAAGAUACAUGGUCUUCAGCUCUGCACAUUGCGGAGCUGCAGACCUGAUAUCACCACUGGACCACCAGGGUAUGAAGGACACUCCCUCUAACACACCAUUACCCCACUCCCUCACAGUAUUAUACCCAACCACACAGUAUAACCCACUCCCUCACAGUAUUACACCCAACCACACAGUAUAACCCACUGCCUCACACCAUCACCCAUUGUCCCUCACACUACCACUCCCCUUCCUCACACUGUACCUCCUGUCCCCCACAGGGUCACUCACACACACAGUGUCACCCCCUCACACACCCUCAACCCCCUCACACACACUGUCACCCUCCCACACACUGUAGUGUCACCAUACUCUCGCACACUAUCAACAUCCCCACACAUUGUCACCACUCACACAUUGUCUUCCACACCCCCACACUUUCAGUCCCUUCAUGCAUCCACACUUACAUUAACCACUCCUAAUCCUGCCACACUCUCAUUUGCCCUUGCUCUACCACACUCACCCUGUCAAAUUAACCACCCUAAUUCAAUCACACUCACCUUGUCACACUCUCCCCGAACCCUCCCACACUUAUCCUGUCACAUUAAUGCCUCUAAUACUGUCACACUCUGCCACACUCACCCUGUCACAGUAACACCCCUUAAUCCUGUCACACUUCCUCCUCCAACCAUGCUACAUUCACCCUUCACCCCAACUAUGCCACACUUACCCUGUCACAUUAACCCCUCCAAUCCUGUUACACUCAUCCCUCCUACCAUGCCACUAUUGCCCUGACACAUUUACCUCCACUCGCCCUGUCACACUACCUUAUCAAACCAUGUCAUACUUGCCCUCCCUCAUUCUCUCUCACAACCCCCACCCUGUCCCAUUUGCCUCCUUCGUCCUGUCACACUUUCCCUGCCACUGGUACCCUUUACUUACACUGUCACAGUCACCAGCUGAAGAGAUACAUCAUACAUACUUUAUUAUUUGGUAAAUUAUUUUUUAAAAGCUUUUUUGCUCAAACAAAAUGUUCAUUUUUGUUUUUGAUAACCCCUUCACACCUGUACUUAUGUAUACACGACUGGCAAGCUAUGCAACCAUACUCCACAAUUGUGGCAUAACUGCAAAUUAAGCUAUAGCUACAACCAGAGAGCUCACAAUGCAGGGGCACAGGAAGCCGUGACACUGCGAGCUUCUGAACAAUGAAUGCAGAGACUGACUCUGUAUCCAGCGCUGCAAGUCCGCCUUUCAAUAUAGCGACUGCUCCUUACACUCACACAAAAUACAGCCCUAUUAUUUUAUACUUUGGGUGUUAGUGGGGCCUCAUGCUUGAAUUUCGCCUAGGGACUCAAAGUCUAGAGCCGCCUCUGUUCCAGGUUACAGUUCAAUGAUUUUCUCAUAGUUUCUCUGCGUUGCUGUGUUACUGUGUGCUGUUUUCGCAGGGUUUCGUGGUGGCUGUGCUGUACUGCUUCCUUAAUGGAGAGGUAAGAGAAUUAUUUGAAAAUUUACCCCAAAAUGUCACACCACGUUUUUAUACCUUUGUUAGGAAAAAAAAAAGACAAUAUGAUCUUUCCAUCCUGGGAGUUAAAACGUACUGUAUCUUGCUGGCUUGUUUUGCUGCAGACUGACAUUGAUCAAGGUUAAACUGUCCUCUAGAAUUAUUCUCAGAUCCUCUUCCUUUAACCAUUUCCAUAACUUUGUCUGUUUUAAAGUACGCCCUAUUUCCUAAACUGAAAUAAAAGACACAGGAAAGAAGCACUUCCACGAUUGAAUGUUUGUCUGUGCUAGUGCGAAAAAAUUACCUCCUCAUAUCAAUAUAACAUAAAGGAUUCCCCCAAACCUUUAUUUAAACCUGUGGAUAAUGCCAUAUCGUGUGCUUCUCCUGGUGCUGGUCGGCACACCCCAUCUGACAUCACAGAGGAACCUUUGAUUUACCAUUUAACCUGCAGGCGCGCAAUAUGACCCGGGAAGGGGGAGCACAUAUCACAUUUGAUUGGGAGGUAGAUACAGUUAAUGAGGUAGGAGUGAGGGAUGGGAUACAGUGCGUGCUGACGACAGACAGUUUAAAUGCACAGAAUUUACAUUAGGCAAUCCGGAACAGAGUUUGGGGCUGCCAAUACCACAUGUACUGGGGGUGUAACAAGCCCCCCAGCAAACAAUGAAAAAUAUACCAGUAUUUCAGCAAUGGAUAUUUCCUAUACUGUUUGGCAUUUGAAUCAAUCAAUUCCUGACAAUUGUCACUCCAGUAAAUAACUCAGUAAGUGUUGGCAGCCCUGAUAUCUGUGUGAUUUUUACAAAUUGCUGCUGCUAUAGCUCAUUGAUUGUGGGCUCCAUGCACUGUAAGCACCUAGCUAUUUUCAGUAAUGCGAAGUGGUUAUAGUACUUAGACUAUAGAUGAAUACAGAAUGCGCGAUAUAUAACUGAGAAGGAAUCAAUAAAGACAAAUAUUGAUAAGCGCAAUGCAAUCUGUGGUGGGUAAAUAUGGCUGCAAACUCGAUAAACCGGGGGAUUCCCUUUGACCCCUGAUACAUACAGACAAACGAAAAGAUAGCAAUAGAUAUAUGAAAAAAGUGCAACCAGAUAAAGUCCACAAUGUUUAGUCUCCACUAUUCUUGUUUCUAGUAUAGUUGGACAUCACUCCAUAGGUACAUACAAAAAAACAGAGAUAAAAAACAAUGGUGCAGAUUUAAACAGGGGAAUCUACAUUGUAUAACUCAUGUGAAUGUCUCAUUUAGAAGAGCUUCAAAUUAGCUCAGAUCUUAAUAGCAUGCAAUAUAAUGAGUAGAUAUGUAUCUUUGGUAAGUGACAUCCAGUAGUGACUAACAGUGCACAAAUGGUAUGUUUCUCAAAAAAAAAAAUUAGUGUAAUACUGUAAAUGUGUUUAAAAAGUGAGAAAGGGUAAAUUUUACACUUACAAGGAAGGAGCUUUCAACACGAGCUCAAUGUAUCGGACAAGCAUAGCAAUCCCUUGUAGCAGAUUCCCCCAAUAAGAGAUGGCACUCAAAACUGAGGGUGAAGUAGAACUGAACUUUUAAUUAAACUUAUGCUUUUAUGCACAUUUUACACACAUAGUACUGCCCACAGGGUUUUGCAAAACAACCAAUCAAUACGUACAAUACACUCAGACACUCCCAGCAAUUUUCCAGCCCAAACCAGUUCCACAGAGUCCUCUCCUGGAGAUAAUUGGCUUAACUAGGUGUGGUAAGCCAACUAUCUCCAGGUACAUAAAAUAUCUCUAUUCACAACAGCAAAAAUACCCAAAAAUACAUAACUCCUAUCAUACUGAACAGAUAGCUUGGAUCUGAGCACUCAAUAUAUCCAAACAGCACUCGGAUCCCACAAACACAGUCAAAUCGUCAUGGGGUUAAACCAUAGCAAGGGCUGAUGAGAGACAGAGGAGGGGCAAAACAGCAAGUUCCACCUGGUCUGGCAGUGUCCCUGAGACAACGUCCUGCUGGAACAAUAGACAGGAAACGGGGGAAGGGCACACCUUCCCAUGUAUUUAAAGGGGCAGAAAAAGUGUUUCAAAAUGCAAUAAGCCCAAAUACAUUUCUUAAAGGGCAAUACAUCCUAGGGGCCAUAGUCACAUGGCAGGAGGCUGGCAAUCAGUCUUCUCCAAUGCCCAGUGGUGAGGCUGGUUCCGCCACACUGAGAAAACUAUUAAAACUUGUCUUUGACAGGGUUGCUUCCAUCUCUCUCUCUCUCUCUGAUAGAAAAAUCUGAGCAGACCAUGUUGGGGAUAAAAUCAGCCCGGGCCCUUUGUGGAUGAUGGAUAUUUGCCAACUCAUUCAGAGCUCUGAAAAUUGGAAACGAAUAGCAGAGAUUUGUUCAAUAGCCAAUUCAAAUUUUAUUAUAUGUCAGUUAUAUUUAUACCCCUUUUUCAUAGCAGGAUGGGAGGGGAAUAAAUGAGCAUAUGGGCGUGACAAUGAUAACAAUGACAUAGAUUGUUUUUCACAAGUUAUGAGCAGCUGUUUCUCGUUAUCCUACAUUAUAUAACGCACGUAUAUUUGAUAAAAACCAGAUAUUUACAAAUAUCAAAAUCUUGGACAAUUAACAAGAACAUUUGGAAAUCAGUAUGGUCAUUCUCGUAAAUGAUAUUAGAUAAAUUCUUCCCAGAAUCGAAGAUACAAUUUUAAGUUUAAAUUAACCCUUAUAUCAACAGCUAGGAUAGAUAGUGAGAUGGAUAUUUGUAUCUACAGACCACACUGCUCAAAAAGUGUGAGUAUGUUUCUUUUAAUAUUCCUGGCACUUUCUAUUCAUAUGGAGAGCACUAUUAUCCAUUACAUGUACUAUCAAUACUAAAGAUCACAGAAUCUAAAGAUAUCCAUAGGUAGGGAUUAUGUUACCAUUUUCCCCAAUACAUUGAGCUCAUGUUGAAAGCUCCUUCAUUCCUUUUUAACACAUUUACAGUAUUACACUAUUGUUUUUUUUGAGAAACAUACCAUUUGUGCACUAUUAGUCACUACUGGAUGUCACUUACCAAAGAUACAUAUCUACUCAUUAUAUUGCAUGCUAUUAAGAUCUGAGCUAAUUUGAAGCUCUUCUGAAUGUGAGUGAACAUUCACAAAAGUUAUAAAAUGUAGAUUAAAUCUGCACCAUUGUUUUUUUUCUCUCUGCUUUUUUUUGUAUGUACCGAUAGAGUGAAGCCCAACUAUACUAGAAACAAGAAUAGUGGAGACUAAACAUUGUGGACUUGAUCCGAUUGGACUUUUUACAUAAUUAUACGAGGAAAACAAAAAGAAUUAACCUAGGGCCAAAAUUUAGAUAUCACAAGGUAGAGGGCACAAAAAAGGGGGGUAACCCCUAAAUGGUGAAUAUCAUAGAGAAUAAACAAAAAAAGAAACAAAUGCCAUUCUACCUGUGUAUGAUUUACUGAGAAGAUUGUAGAUUAAAAAGUAACUUUUAAUAAAUAAAUCUAAAAUAAGAAUAUAAAAAAAAGAAAAAUAAUAUGAACAGCAGGAGUAAAUGGAGACUAUACAGCGAGUAAAACUCUGUGACUACUUAUACAAGCUGUAAAAGUGUAUACGUAAUAACACUAAUGCUGAAGCAAUACUGUUUAGCUACAACAUAACAUCAGUGUAUUCCCAAGUAAUAGAAGUGAUACUGUAUUAUAUAUCACUAAUAGCUGUAACAAGAGGGGGGGAGAUAAGACAGCUGCUAAACCAGUGCUGUCAAUAGUUAAAAGAUAUGGAUAAGUAAAUCCCUACAAGAUAGUACAACUAACAACAUGGGUUAACUCCACAUACAAUAAUUGAUAAUGUUCUAUGGUGCUUAACCUCAGAAAGAUCAAAGAUAAUGGUUCAGCUAAGACAGAUUUCUGGCAGGCGGCGAUUAGCCAGUUAAAUAUCACAAAAGCUGCCUAGAUCAUAGCAGCAUUUUAAUAAUAAAUUAAAGAUUGCUGUCAAGCAGUAAAGUGUAAAAUAAGGGGUUGCUGACCUGGCUCCGUUUUUUUCCUGCAAGAUACCUAGCAGUAUAUUCUAGUGUAACAACAGCUGCCUGCACUGAAUGAUGUUAACUUAUGCUUGACCACAGCGGAGCACAAAGUAGUAGCUCACCUGUGAAGGACUGCUGACAGGCAGCAGUUAACCGGUUAAAAAUCACACAAGUUGCCUAAAUGCUAGCUGCAUCUAAAUAAUAGGUCAAAGUAUAAAGAGAGGGUUUACAAACAGUUUUGAACAGGUUGCCUAGGUAGUAGAAAAUAUACAGACAGUGACAGAGGAAGGCGUAUAGAAUAAAGAUUCCUGAGUCUUGUGCCUUCGAGGGCACCCCUUAAUAAAAUGCCUGGUCUUAUCAAUCUCCCCCCAUACACAUAAUAAAGGAAAAAGAAAGAGAAAUAAAGUAUGUACAGAGUACACAAAAUUAGUGUUAAGAGUCUCCAAUAUGCACUCCUGAAAUGCUGGACAUGAAUGAACUUGAUGUCGGUAAUAUAGCAAUAGAUAAGCAGAGAGUUAGGUGCCGACACCAAUAAUGUGUCAGUAAGUGUCCAGAGCCCCUGACGUGCACGUUUCGCCAGUGAAGCUCAUCAGAGGGGAACCAGAUGCUGGCAAACAUAGGAGCAUUUAAAUCAUAAGCUCUCAAUUGAUUGGAGGAUUUUCAGGAUUCUGACCAAUGGUAGCUUGGGGAGGGAAUCUCAACUAUUAAGAAAUAAUUGACUAAUUAACCCUAUGUUGACCUGAAUCUUAUGGUUUUUUUAUAUUUUAUUUUUUACUGAAUGUUAAAAAGAUUGAUUAUAAAAAAGAAAAGAAAAGGUGGAAAAGUGUAAGUAACAGUAAUUCUCAAAAUGACAAUAAUGUCAUUAUUUUAACUUAUAUGUGAUUAACAAUAGUGACAUAGUUGAACGAACAUAGCAACGUUUAUCUGCUAAACUGUUUACUAAUUAGUGCAGAAUAUAUUAGUAGAUUCCUAAACUUGUUGGCUAAAAUGUAACAUUAAUGAAAGUUUUUAGGAUUUUAAGAUUUUAGGAAAGAGAAUGUUUGUAAUAGACCUAAAUUAAUAUUGAUAAUAAUUAUGCAUUUAUUUGUGAAUAAAGGGGGUAAAAUUAAAUUCUUCAUUUAGUCCUAAGGGAAAUAAGGUCUUACAUUCACGUAUCCAUCUGGAUUCUUUCCUUAAUAGGGUGAGAUUAAAAUUACCCUUUCUAGUGUUCAGGUGGAUACGUUCUAAAACCUGAAACGUAAGAUGAGAUGCAAAUACAAAAGAAUAAUAUACUGGCGCUAUACAAUAAUUUCACAGUAUAUAACUAUGCUAUUAGCUGCUAUAUCACCACGUGUAGUCUUUCCAUAUACACCAACCACAGAACAAAAAUAACGAAAGGUGAAGCGCUACAUACAAGUUGAAGUCCAAUUGUUUUAACUGUCGUUCUUGUCGAUCAGUAUUUUCUUAGUGGUAUAUGGAUCUUAUUCUAAAGAGAAAAUUAGAAUAUACUUAGUGCAACACUGUAAAAAAUACUUUUGACACAAUGUAAACUCUAUUUAUGGAACCACUCACAUAUUACUGAGCUUACGACCAAGCUCAGGGGUAUACACCUUCAGGUCCGUAAAGGCGACCUUUCACCUUCUUUCAUCCAAAUGACAAAUUCCCUGUUGCGGCUAGGGCUCAAGCAGAGAUAUAUAUGGUGCAAUAUAGUUUCAAAUCCGUUUAUAAAGUAAGAAAAUAUGUAUAUAUACUCACAAGUCUGGAGCCAUCCUCUUAGGCUCUUUUCCAAAGCGUUGUGUAGUUUAGGACUACACACCUAAUAGCAGGAACCGAUAUCCCAGUAUGAAUAACACAAAAAUAUGUUUAUUGUAUUUAAAAUUCUAAUGGCCAAUUAGAAUCAAUAAAAACAAAAUAUGAUGAAUAUACAGUAAUAUACAGUAAUAUAAAAAUCUGGGCAUAAAGGUAGUAUAAAACAAUCCCCAGGUCUGGGGAUUGUUUUAUACUACCUUUAUGCCCAGAUUUUUAUAUUACUGUAUAUUACUGUAUAUUCAUCAUAUUUUGUUUUUAUUGAUUCUAAUUGGCCAUUAGAAUUUUAAAUACAAUAAACAUAUUUUUGUGUUAUUCAUACUGGGAUAUCGGUUCCUGCUAUUAGGUGUGUAGUCCUAAACUACACAACGCUUUGGAAAAGAGCCUAAGAGGAUGGCUCCAGACUUGUGAGUAUAUAUACAUAUUUUCUUACUUUAUAAACGGAUUUGAAACUAUAUUGCACCAUAUAUAUCUCUGCUUGAGCCCUAGCCGCAACAGGGAAUUUGUCAUUUGGAUGAAAGAAGGUGAAAGGUCGCCUUUACGGACCUGAAGGUGUAUACCCCUGAGCUUGGUCGUAAGCUCAGUAAUAUGUGAGUGGUUCCAUAAAUAGAGUUUACAUUGUGUCAAAAGUAUUUUUUACAGUGUUGCACUAAGUAUAUUCUAAUUUUCUCUUUAGAAUAAGAUCCAUAUACCACUAAGAAAAUACUGAUCGACAAGAACGACAGUUAAAACAAUUGGACUUCAACUUGUAUGUAGCGCUUCACCUUUCGUUAUUUUUGUAAGAUGAGAUGCAUCCGAGUUAUGGAAGUUCCUUAUGUGAUUGGAGACGGGAGUGGAAAUGUUUAGGUUUGAGACUGAAUUCACAUGUUGUAGGAUUCUCCUUCUCAAUUCUUGGAAGGUUUUUCCUAUAUAUUGUAGUUUACAGCUACAAGUAAUGAUGUAAACUACUUUUGUGGUGCUGCAAUUAAAAUCAUUAAUCGGAUAUGUUUUCUGCGUAUUGGUGCAUAGGACUGAUUUUGAAGGUUUAAUAAACCUACAUGCCUUACAUUUCCCACAUCUAAAGAUUCCCUUUGUUUCUUGUAGCCAUGUCUUAGGUGAUUGUUUUGGUUCAAGAUGACUAUGAACUAGCAGGUCACGCAGAUUAUUAGCUCGUCUUGCUGUGAUACUUGGGAAUAUAUAAAGAUUACUGGCCACCUCUUUAUUGUGGGUGAGUAUCGGCCAAUUGUCUGCAUAGAUUUUUCGAAUGGGAUUCCAUAGUUGAUCAUAAGUGCCUAUGCAUCUAAUUGUAGGUUUAGUAACCUUCACUUUGUAAUUUCUGAGACUAGUCGAUCUGUCCAUACUGGAGACUCGUUGGAAUGCCUUUUUAAGGAUUUUAUUUUAAUAGCCUUGCUGUUUGAAGCGAAGCCUUAGGUUCUUAGCUUCUUUUAUAAAGGUUUCUUCUUUCGAGCAGUUUCUUUUUGCCCUCAGGUAUUGCCCGUAGGGAAUACCUGCCUUGAGUUUGUAAGGGUGAUGGCUGUUCCAAUGUAAGAAAUUGUUGCACGAAGUAGGUUUUCUGUAAAGUUCGGUAUCUACUUCACCCCCUUGAGAUAGAUUAAUAACCAAAUCCAGAAAUUCUAGUCUGUCCUCACUGAUGACAUGAGUUAAUUGUAGGCCAAUAGUGUUGAUGUUCAGUAUCGAGACAAGUUCCUCGAACUGUAUUACUGAGCCAGUCCAAAAUACCAGGACAUCAUCAAUGUAACGAUGCCAACUAAUGAUGAAUUUAUCAAAUCCUGUCUGUAACGUAUUUUUCAAAAUUGUGGCUUCCCACCACCCUAAAUACAGAUUAGCGUAACUAGGGGCACAAGCACUUCCCAUGGCCGUGCCCCUAGUUUGCAGGUAGUAGGUGCCGUUGAACACAAAAUAAUUGUGAGUUAGUAUAAAGUUCAAUAGUUCCAUAAGGAAAUCCUUUUGGGACGCUGUAAUUUUGGAUGAUUUUUCUAAAAAAUAUUGGGUGGCUUCAAGGCCUACUUUGUGAGGGAUGUUAUUGUAUAAAGAGACUACAUCCAUGCUUGCUAGAAGAGUGUAUGGGGGGACAGUGAGAUUACCAAGAGUGAGUAAUGUCUGUUUGGUGUCCUGAAUAUAAGAUGGAAGAUCACUUACAAAUGGGUGGAGUAUUUUCUCCAUGAAUUUGCUCGCUUGUUCUGUGAGCGAGUUAUUACCCGAAAUUAUUGGUCUUCCUGGUGGAUUGUUUUUGUGAAUUGUGAAAACUUCAAGAGUUUUAGUCGCUGUAUAGUCUCCAUUUACUCCUGCUGUUCAUAUUAUUUUUCUUUUUUUUUAUAUUCUUAUUUUAGAUUUAUUUAUUAAAAGUUACUUUUUAAUCUACAAUCUUCUCAGUAAAUCAUACACAGGUAGAAUGGCAUUUGUUUCUUUUUUUGUUUAUUCUCUAUGACUUUUUACAUAAUUUUCAGCUAUUGCUAUUUGGUAAUAUAUAACUGCGUUUUAAGCUUUUAACCCCGUCUUUCACACAUUCAGGCAGAGUAUAGCAAGUGUAACUGGCAAUGUCUCUGUUUGCCCAGGUUCAGUUUGAGAUCCAGCGUAAGUGGCGAAGAUGGCAUCUGAGGAAAUAUUUCUGGCUGAGGCAACAUAAAAACUCAACUGUGAGCAACGGCACAACCAUGUUAACCCAAGUCAUGCUGGUCAGCCGGAGCAGUCACCGCAAAUCCUCCCUCCAGCGAUCAAGCAUCAUGUGA